This is a messenger RNA of Limulus polyphemus (Atlantic horseshoe crab), 522 nucleotides long. RefSeq names its product vegetative cell wall protein gp1-like. The coding region runs from base 1 to 522 and encodes 173 amino acids. NCBI's taxonomy places the organism in Eukaryota, Metazoa, Arthropoda, Merostomata, Xiphosura, Limulidae. The record is from RefSeq and is a predicted model, not a curated record. The transcript has a single exon.
AUGUCUCCCCCUCCACCAUCACCUGUACUGCCUCAACCCAUCCCAACUACCAAUGUGUGUCCUGUUCCUAAGGAGCAGCUGGACCAGUCACCCUCCUCAGGUUCCGCUGGUAAUGCUUCCCAGCCCAUUCCUGAGGCCACUGUUUCUCCAACUGAAGAUGCCUCGCCAAUGUCAAAUGCCGCUAAAUGUCCUCCCAGUCCUGUGAAGGAUGACUCAUCAACAGUCCCCUCACCUUCCGUCUCGUCUAAAGUCUCGUCCAGUCCUGAUGUCUCUGAGUGUACUGGGGAUUCCUUGUCUCACUCCCCAGUAGCUGUUUCGACUUCCUCCCUUGUGAUCCGGAAACGUCAUAUCCCUAUAGCAGUGCCUCCUCUCCAUUCCGAACUUUCUGCGGCGUCCCGGUCUUCCCUUGUGGUUGCCAAGUCGUCUUCAGUUUCCCAGAUGGACUGUAUCGACGCAGCUACACUCAAACGUGCUUUAACUCCCUCAUUGCCGGAUGAGGGGAUGAAGCAGCAGCGCCUGUAG